Cavenderia fasciculata is the source of this 2169-nucleotide messenger RNA. RefSeq names its product zinc-containing alcohol dehydrogenase. Gene Ontology annotation, biological process: carbohydrate metabolic process; GDP-mannose biosynthetic process. The record is from RefSeq and is a predicted model, not a curated record. Gene Ontology annotation, cellular component: cytosol. The transcript has 8 exons. Gene Ontology annotation, molecular function: zinc ion binding; mannose-6-phosphate isomerase activity. Bases 1 to 2169 code for a protein of 722 amino acids. NCBI's taxonomy places the organism in Eukaryota, Evosea, Eumycetozoa, Acytosteliales, Cavenderiaceae.
AUGAAUAAGAUAGUACAAUUACAUUGUGUAGCACAGAAUUAUAAUUGGGGUAAAUACGGUGCUGAUAGUGCUGUAGCUAAACUAUUACAAGUUAGUGAUGAUGAUCAAUCUACUCCUUAUGCAGAACUAUGGAUGGGAGCACAUCCAUCAGGACCAUCAAAAGUAGAAAUAGAGAAUCAUAAACUUGUACCACUAAAAGAAUAUAUAGAAAUGAAUGGAGGUAGUGAAAAGCUGCUUGGUAGCAAGGUAGUUGAAAGAUUCGGUCAAGAUUUUCCUUUUCUUUUUAAAGUCUUGUCCAUUAGAACUGCUCUAUCUAUUCAAUCUCAUCCCGAUUCUAAAUUGGCCAAACAAUUACAUUCUUCUUUUCCCGAUAUUUACAAGGACCCAUAUCAUAAACCAGAGAUUGCAAUUGCUUUAACUCCAUUUAAAGCAUUAUGUAGUUUUAGAAAACUAUCUGAAAUAUUAGAAUUUAUUGAUAAUGUAAAGGAAUUAAAAGAUACCAUUUCAUCUCAACUUGAUUUAAAUCAAGUAAACAAAAAUAAUUGUAAUUUAUAUCUUCAAUCAAUUGUAACAGCAUUAUUACAAGCUGAUAGUACAUUGGUAGCAAAUCAAUUAUUAUUAUUGACCAAUAGAUUGGAAAAAGAAAGAGAUGGCAACAACAAAUUGAAUCAAUUAAUAUUAACAUUACAUCAACAAUAUGUUGGUGAUGUUGGUGUAUUCUUUGCCUAUCUUUUAAAUUAUAUGGAGAUGCAACCUGGAGAGGCAUUGUAUCUUCCUGCAGGUGAACCACAUGCUUAUAUUGCAGGUGAUUGUAUCGAAUGUAUGGCACCAAGUGAUAAUGUAGUGCGUGCAGGUCUCACACCCAAACUAAAGGACUGGAAGACACUGGCUCAAAUGCUAACCUAUACCACUGGAUGUCCCAGCUAUGUAACACCAACAACCCAUGAAUCCAACGGUGUCAAAUCAUGUCUCUUUCAACCACCAGUCGAUGAGUUUGAAGUUGAACGCAUCCAAUUAUCACCAUCAUCCUCUUACACUUCUACACAUCAAUCUCCAUCCAUUGUAUUACUAACAGAUUCUUCUGUAACCAUCAACAAAACAAAUUAUAACUCUUCUUCUUCUUCCUCAAACCCAACAAUACUACGUCAAGGUACUGUUUUAUUUGUUCCUUGCAAUACUGAAUUAAAGAUUGAAAAUCAAAAUCAAUCAACUGAUUCAACUCUAUUUAUUGCUAGAGUCAAUAAACAUCAAUAUGUCGAUUCGAUGAUGAUAUUUUCAAAGAUGAUGAAUGCAGCAGUAUUACAUAAAGCAGGAGUUCCUGUUUAUGAAACAUUCCCAAUCCCUCAAGUAUCAAAUCCAGAAGAAGAGGUGAUUGCCGAUGUAUUGGCAUCGAGUAUCAAACAAUUAGAUAUUGGUAAAGCUAGUGGAAGACAUUACCUCUCAUACAAGACAUUCCCAACUACCGUAGGUGUUGAUGGUAUUGCUCGUUUGGAUGAUGGUAGAUUAGUCUAUGCUAUGGGUAUUACUGGUAUGUUUGCUGAAAAGGCAUUGCUUAAAAAGGAUAAAUGGGUUGUAUUGGAUCAAGAAAAUACUUCAAAUGUUGUUGCUGCUGCUUCUGUACCAAAUGCUAUUUUAGGUGCUGGAAUGGCAUUAAAUAUUAGAGGACAAUUUAAAAAAGGAAAUGUUGUAUUUGUAAAUGGAGCAACUGGAUUUACAGGUAAAGUAGCAGUUCAACUUGCAAAGAUAUCGGGUGCAGCUUAUGUAGUUGCAUCUGGACGUAAUGAAAACACAUUAAAAGAGAUGAAGGAAAAGUAUGGAAUCGAUGACUAUGUAGUACUAGGUGACAAUGAAGAGGCAUUUACUCAAAAGGUAAAGGAAAUACAUUCAAAACAUCCAUUUGAUGUUGUCAUUGAUUAUCUUUGGGGUCGUCCAGCUGAAUUGGUUUUAGAUGUAUUGGCAGCUGCUCCCAAACACACCGUAGACAAUAUCAUUAGAUAUGUUACCGUCGGUGAAAUGGCAGGUUCGAGUGUACCCAUCAAAUCAGCCUAUCUACGUUCUUCGGGUCUUGAAAUUGUUGGGUCUGGUUUUGGAUCAUUCCCACCAGGUGAAAUUGAACGUUAUCUCAAACAACACCUAAACUCUAUACUGUCACUUGUCAAUCAAGAUUAG